Aspergillus puulaauensis is the source of this 249-nucleotide messenger RNA. RefSeq names its product electron transfer flavoprotein regulatory factor 1. NCBI's taxonomy places the organism in Eukaryota, Fungi, Ascomycota, Eurotiomycetes, Eurotiales, Aspergillaceae. Bases 1 to 249 code for a protein of 82 amino acids. The transcript is spliced from 3 exons. Gene Ontology annotation, biological process: respiratory electron transport chain. Gene Ontology annotation, cellular component: mitochondrion. The record is from RefSeq and is a predicted model, not a curated record.
AUGACGAACCCCGAGCUUCGUCGUCAAGUGAUUAAUAUAUACAAAGAGCUCCUGUAUAUGGGCCGCGAGUAUCCAUUAGGCUACGAAUACUUUCGGACAAGAUUACAUCGUGCAUUUUCAAGCCAAGCAAAGCUCCAGAACGAUGAUGAAAUUAGGAAGGGGAUAGCUAGGGCUGAAUUCGUUAAGAAAGGUUUGUACUAUGUCAAACGAUACCGUGCGUUGAAGCAGCGCUAUGAAGAAAACAGAUAA